AUGGCUGGCGGCGCGCCGCGGGCCAAGGGUCCUGCGCGGCAGGACUGGACGUGCAAGUCCUGCGUCAGCAAGAGAGGGCGAGCGGUCGUCAGCUGGGGAACGGCGCUCAAGUGUCAGGGCUGCAAGCUGCCCAGGGCCACGUGCUUCGGGGCGAACGUCCCGCUCCCUGCGGCGGCCAAGUCGAAGUCGAAGUCGGGUGCGGCGCCUGGCGGCGGCUGCGGCAAGGCCCCUCCCUGGGCUGGGCCGCCGCCCUCGGUGCAUCUGGCCCAGGCGCAGCGCGAGCUUGCGGACCUCAAGAAGCAGCUCAAGGCCAGUGGGCCUGCCAGCGUUGGCGGGCCGCUCGGCAGGGCGCAGGCCAUGGAGGCCGACGUCGGCGAGGGCGCUGGUGCUGGCAGCGCGGCGGCGCUCGCCGAGAUCCACAUGUGCGAGUCGGGCCUGCACGCCAUCGAGGAUCAGACGGCGGACUGGGCCACGGCGCCGCGGGAGGAUAUGCGCGCCAGGCUGGAGAAGGCCAAAGCGCGGCUCUUCGCCAGCAAGCCACUCCACGCACGGACGCGCGCCGUCGCCAACAAGGCCAAGCAGUGCGCCGAGCGCCUGGGGAAGGCGGAGGGCAACGAGCGGAAGGCGCAGGAGGCCUUGCGGCGGGCCGUGGUGGUGGUUGAGCGCGCGGAGAAGGUGCAUACAGACCUCCUGGAGCAGCGGGUGGUGCUGCAGGCCGAGCUGGCGCAGCCGCAGCAGCAGGCGCCCCAGGCUCCACCGCCGCGGCCUGCGGGCCAGGCCAUGGCGCAGGACGUCGUCGGCGGGCUCGGCAUCACGGUGGGCGAACUGGAGGCCGUCGUGCUGCAACAGCUCUCGGCCCACCCGAACGAGGAGCAGACAGUGCCAGCGGAAGCGCAGAAGCGCAUGGCAGGCGUGCCGGGCGUGCGAAUUGCGGAGUUGAGCAUGUCCAAGCGGGCGCGGCGCGAGGAGGUUUCCGCCGAGGAGCAGGCCAGCGCCAGCCAGCAGGAGAGGCGCGUGAUGGCGCAGAGCGGGAAGGGCAGUCCCAGCCAGCGCCCGAGGCAGCAACGCCUGGAAGCGGCAGCGGCUCAGCCGUUGUGCCGCGCUGGCAGCCUGAGGAGGAGUCGGUGGAGCAGCUCCGGCAGCGGCUGCGGAAGCAUAGCCUGGAGCCCGAAGGCGGCGAGGAGCCAGACGCGCGCGCCCGCUGCGCUGCGCUUGCAAGCGGGGGCUUCCAGCCUUACUAGGAUCCUGCUUAUCCUCAGCACGAGGUUUGGUGCCAUGGCGAAGGGCAGCAUCUUCGCGGCGAGCGCGACGGAGCAUCACGCCAGGGACCGCGACAGGCUGGCCGCCUUGCAGCAGGCCGUGCUGGACCACGUGCCCGCGGGGCUCUGGGCGCCAGCGGUCCAGGGGCCCCGCGGCGAGGCAGGCGCCCCUGGCGGGGUGGCGGUGCUUGCGCGCUCGCACGUCAUAGUCACCAGCCCGCCUUUCCUGGAGAGCCCCGUGCUGCUGGCCGGGCGUCUGGUGGCCGCCCAUGUGCAUUGGGGAGUGGCGGGCGGGUUUGUCUCCAUUUCUGCGUACUUCCACGACAGUGUGGGGUGGAACGCGGACAACCAGCACGUGGCGGCCGUUCUCAUGAAGUACCUGUCCAAGCUCAGCGCGGCUGGGAUCGACUGGGUCGUGGGCGGUGACUUCGCCAAGGAGCCCGGGAAGUUUCCUGCGCAGCAGCUCCACGGGGUCCGUGGGCCGUGGGCGGCGGCAGAAGAUGCCACCUGCAGGCCGCGUGCUGGGGCCUGGUCGGCGCUGGACUACGUCCUCUUCGCAGCCAACCCUGCUCCGAGGCUUUGUAGGCCGCGGGUCGACGAGUACGGCGCGACGAGGCCGCGCCUGCCCGUCGCAAUGGAGAUGCGCGCGCAGGGCCUUCCGAUGCAGGCACGGGUGGUGGGGGGCCCGCGGCCGAUCGGCCCUGCGCCGCCCGUGGGCUGCAGCCGCGGCGUCGAGGACUGGCGCAAGCCCCUGGCCCAGGUGCGCGCAGCCGUCAGCCGAGAGCACCUCCCCGAAGCACGGGGCGCCGUGGUGGCUACAGUCGAGCAGGAGCUCCUGGACCGCUACGACGUCGUCGGGCAUGACAGGACCAAGUGCGUCGGCAGGUCUGGCGCUCUGGAGACGACCCUCGUCGCUGUUAAGUGGCGACCCCCUCGACGCAGGACCGCGCUUGGUCGCCAGGCCGCGGCGUGCCGCGUGGCGUCGAGGUGGGCUCGGCACCUGAUGGGGGUCGGGGAGUACGUCGCCAAAGCGGUCCGCCAACUCCACGGCGCCAGCCUCCUCUGCCUGCUGUUCGAAGCCCAGUUUGACAAGCUGGCGGGGGGGCCUACAAGAGGCGGCGGCGUACCUCGACAAAAUCACCGCCAGCCGCGGCGCGCUGGCGCUCCUGCCGCACUGGGUGCAGGGCAGGACUUCUUCGGCCAACGGAUGCUGAUGUUCGCGCAGGCCGACUUCGCGGGUCAGGCGUCGAGCGUCGUGGAGUACGCUAACGAUCACUAUGAAGCGGCCCUCGCGGCGACGCGGAAGGAGUGGGCCAAGUGGGCCAACGCUCACAGGCCUGCGGACCUCGAGGAGUGGGAUGCGCUGCCCGAACUCACCGUCGACAAGAUGAAGAGGGCUGCGCUCUCAUUCCCCACGGGCACGGCGAUGGGGCCUGUCAAGAUAGGCAUGCGUGCCCUGUCUUUCCUGUCCGAGGACGGCAUGUAUGUUUGGGCGCAGCUCUUCGUGCGCAUGGAGAAGUUGGGCGCAUGGUCGUCGUCUGAUGCAACGUUCGACCUGAACCUCGAGACCGAGAUAGCGGUCGCGUUGGAGGAGCAGGUGGCCACCGUGCCCCUGGACGCCUGGAAGAUCUUUGAGACGGUGAUCCCCGAGGCCCUGAUACAGGGGGCGCGGCUGCAUCAGAUGCCGCUGCCGCUGGCCUGGCUUGUGGUGGAGCUCUACAGGCAGCCCAGGCGGCUGCAAGCGUUCGGCUCGGCGUCCUACGACGUUGUGUCCUACCGAGGGGUGCUGGCUGGAUGCGCGCACGCGCGCGCGCUCGCGUCGGUGCCGAUGCACCGCGUGUUGGAGCGGGCGAGCUGCAUGGGCGUCACCCCCAGGGCCCUCGUAGACGACGUCGCCCUUCAGUGGGAAAGGACCGCGGGAAGCAACGUCGGCGUCUUGUGGGCCGCGGUCACGCGCUUCCGCGUCUGGAAGCACGCGGUAUCCCACGGCUUGCAGCGGCUACACUGGGCUCGCAAUUUAGGGCAUGACCCUGGAGGAGGCUGGAUCCAGCGACGGCGGGCCAAGCUGCGGCUGAAGGCGCUGGCGCGGCGGCGCGGGCGCCCGGCAGCGUUGAAGCGUGCUGCUGGCCGCAAGGUCACCGUGCUGCGGCGCACGGGGCUGCUCCCGAGCGCAGGCCACGGCGCGGGCGUCGUGGGCAUCUCCGACGAUGAGUUCCAACGGCUGCGGGCUGAGGCCAGCCAGCCAGCUGGCGGGGGCGCGGCCGGGCCCGUCGGGCGCGACGAUCUACCUGGCCACGCAGCGCAGCGCGAGGUACUCCAGCUGCGUCUGGGGGCAGAGGACAUCGUUGGGCAGAAGCUCACGCUCUGGAGGAUCGGCUGGUACAUGUGGUCUAGCCUGGUGCUGGUCACUAGCGAGAAGCAGCACAUCAGCCUGCUCACCACCUCGCCGUCGGACCUCAAGGCUUACUUCGUCGAGGGGGUCAGCAGCUGGCAAGGGCGACAGAUCCCAAGCCACUUCGGCGGCGCGCGGCCCACGGGGCCGAUCUGGAUGCGGGCCCUGAGGCUGUGCGCGGGCGGCAAGGGCGCCGCUGUUGCCGAAGGGCCUGCUGCCGCCAGCCUCGGGGUCCACUGGGCAGGCGCGCCGUGGACCAGGCAGGGGCAGCUGGGCGUUAGGGUCGCCCCCGAUGGCAGCUGUCUGGCGUGCGGAGCGGAGGCGGACGCCCUUGGUCGCAGGCCGUGCGACUGCGAGGCCCUGCUGCGCGCGCGCCAGGCUAGCCCCCCUGGAGGCAGCGAGCUUGGCACGGCAUGUUUCGUUGCGAAUAGGUCGUCGGUGGAGCAGGAGCAGGACGCCCCCCCCGACCGACUGCAGCAGAGAUGGGCUACUAUGCGCGACAAGGGCCUGCAGGCAGGCGGCGCGGGGGUCGCGGACUUCAGCGGAUUCGCGCGCGAGGUCGGGCCCCCCGCGCUGCCGCUUCGCGUGCCGCCUGCGGCCGACGAGGCGGAGGUCAGGCCCCGAGGUGACUGGAGCGGCGCGAGCGACGAGCAGCGCGGGAACAUUGCGUUCACCGAUGGCUCGGGCUUCGCGAACAGCAUGCCUGAGCUGAGGCGCUGCGGGUGGUCGCUGGUCCAGCUCGGCUCCAACGGGGUCGACAAGCUCCUGGGGCAGCAGGCGCGACUCGUGGCCGCUGACCUGCUGGCGCUGGCCCAGGUGUUCUGGAUCCCCGCGCGCCAGGACGUCGACGGGCACCUGGCGUCGGGGCUUCGCCCAGCGCUGUACGCGGGCAACCUGUGGGCGGACUGGUGCGCCGAGCAGGGGACUUUGCAGCGCGCGGUGCCCCAGGUGCACGCGGAGCUCUACGCCAUCGAGGCGCAGUGCUUCACGCAGGUGGCGGACUACAUCGCAUCCGAGGCGCGCUACGUGCCCGCGGCGCCGCCGCCGCCCGUGCCGAAGCUGACGGUGGUGGAGCACCCCCUGGCGCGCGUGCGGGGCAGGCGCGGAAUGUCGCGCGCCGAGAGCGGGCGUCGACCCCGUGCUGAGACAGGCGCGGCGGCGCAGCAGUUUGUCAGGUCGAGCUGUUUGCCGGCACCGCUGGCGCGCCUCACGGAGGCGGCUGAUGCGCCGCAUCUCGGCGCGGGGCCAUACUGGAUGGGCGACGCUGAGGGCCUGGGUGCUGAGGCGCGGCAGCGGUGCGACGGUGGCAGGCCCUGCAAGCUGGCGCAGAGGCCGAACCCAUGUUUUCGGGAGGGGGACGGCGGUGGCGCGGCGCUGCAUCUCGGGCACCGGCUGCGGCGCGCGGGGCCCGCCAUCUUCCGCGAGGCGUGCUGCGGGCUGCCCACGGACAAGGGGCACCACCAGCGCAGCUACGUCAGCAACCUGGCAGCCAGGAGGGACAAGUUGCUGCGUGGUCUGGACCCCGAAACGGGCAGGUCAUGGGCUACGGGCACGCUGGUGCACGACGAGCGCAGUCCGGGCGACGACAGCUUCGAGGAGGGCACCGAUGAGGCGGUCGUGGCACAUGGCUGUGCGGAGGCCCCGCUGGCGGUCGUGCUGGGGACCGCGACGCGCGGGUCUCCCGCAGCGCCGUGCGGCGGGCGCACAAAAGAGGCCCAGAAAGCGGGUGUGCAGGAGACCGCGACACGCGGGGCUCCCGCAGAGCUGCGAGGCGGGCGCACGGAAGAGGCCCCGCUGGCGGACGUGAAGGGGACCGCGACACGCGGGGCUCCUGUACCGCCGAGGGGCGGGCGCACGGAGGCUGGCCGCCGGCUUGCGGAGGAACGGCUGGAAGUGCUGCGGCGGCGCGUUGCGACUCGCGAGGCUGGCCUGGCGGGCGCUGCCGCUGGUGGGGCUGGCAGUGCUCCCACGGCGCAGGUCGUGGAGGCGUUGACCGACACGGGGUGCGCUGUUGGUGACCGCGCCGGAUCAUGGGCAGUGCGAAGACAGGCACUGCUGCGGCGGCUCCAGGCGCGGGCCGAGCGGCUCUGCGGCGGCGCUGGCGCGGCCCCCAGGGAGGCGCCUGCGGGCUUUGCCGCGCGGCUGCGGCGGCGCGGCAUCCGCGUGGCGCAGCCGCCGCCCAGAGCGGCCCUGCCGCAACGGCCGCCGCGGCCGCUGGCCCUGGAGCGCAGGCUGGACCGCUGGGGGCGGUGGUGGAUCGAACCGCUGCUCGACGCCGACGGUGCGGCCAACGACUGGCUCGACCACUGCGUCCCGUACGCGGAGGCAAUCCUCGCCGAGCCCACGUGGCGGCGUUUCAUCAGGGCGAUGGGCAGCACGGCUCAGCAGCUGGCGGAGGCGUGGUGCCGCCGCGAAUGGCGUCGCGGAGCGAGGCUGCGCAGUGCCUGCGCCAAGUAUCGCUCGGGGCUCACGCUGAGCCAGCGGUGCGUCGCGGACAGCACGCGGAGGUACGAGGUGUACUGCCUCCGCAGCUGGCUGGCGGCGCGUGCAGGCCUGCCGCCCACGUUGGGCUGGGCUCGGGCG
This is a messenger RNA of Prorocentrum cordatum, 6234 nucleotides long. The record is from the annotation of a GenBank genome assembly. Lineage: Eukaryota; Dinophyceae; Prorocentrales; Prorocentraceae.